AUGUUCGCCGCCCGCAGAAGCGCAGCGAGGGCCGCCCAGGCCUCGCGCGCCGCCGUCGCCCGCCAAUCGCGCCGCGCCGCCUCGCACGACGCCCACCACCACCACGCCGCCGACGCCCACCACGGUCCGAAGGAGGAGCACUUCAGCACCGGCUUCUACUUCGCCGUGGGCUUGAUUCCCGCCGGCUUCCUGCUCUACCAAUGGACCGGCACGCCCAACGACCCCGCCGACGGCCGCAAGCCCUACUUCACCCGCAUGGUCGACAUGUACUCGGACUACCGCCAAACCUGGGCUGAGCGCAACAAGCUGCACACCGACAUGAUCGAGCAGGCCGCUUUCGACCGCCACCUCUUCCUCAACUCCACCCCCCGUCGCCACGUCGACUUGACCUUCCCUGAGGCUUUCAACUGCGGCUCGCCGUACAACGUUCCCGCCGGAUCGCAGGCUGACCUCUCCAAGGUCAUCGAGCACUAUGAGAAGGUCAACUACGAGGAGAAUGCCAAGAAGCUCGAGGCCCUCAAGAACGGCACUCUCAAGGCUGAGCAGCCCCCCUCCAAGCUGGGCAGCGGCAAGGCUCCUGCCAUUGUCCCGCCCUCGCCUGCUUAG
Molecule: messenger RNA, 606 nt
Organism: Lasiodiplodia theobromae
Lineage: Eukaryota; Fungi; Ascomycota; Dothideomycetes; Botryosphaeriales; Botryosphaeriaceae
Product: Nadh-ubiquinone oxidoreductase kda subunit
Exons: 3
Coding region: 1-606 (201 amino acids)
Cellular component (GO): mitochondrion
Source: RefSeq, a predicted model, not a curated record